CGAACCUAAUGUUCUUUCAGGACGUCGAGCCCUAGAGGUCUGGACCCCUUGAACGGGGCCGGCGUGUCAUCCUGAGCCGUUCUCUGGCGGUCCCGAGGCUCGGUAUGGGCCCGCCGAUGCCACGAAACAGUGACAUCUCACUCGCCGUGCAUUUUUUUUUUCCACGACGCGAGGGGUGGUCCUCCGACCAGUGGUGGCCCCCCUCUGGCACUGCCCCGACAGCGCUCCGGACCGGCGCCGGCAGCGCGUGCCGCGGCGACGUGGCCGAGAAGAUUGGGCGGCCAGAGGGCGCCAAGCUCCCGAGCCGCCCCCGUGCGGAGGUGCCCGUCGAGAAGGUCGGCAGCGUGGCGCGGGCCGAGCUGUGCGCCCGCUACCGCGAGACCAACUCGACAAGGCGCGGCGAGGCGGCGGCAGAGAUCAGCUGCCGGGCGGUCUUGAGCGCCGGGCCGCCAGCGGGCGUCGCCGCGAAGGUCAACGAGGACGGGCGGCAGGUGCCUCUCGAGAAGCGGCCUCUCACGUGGAAGGUUGGCGACUGAGGCGCACAGCUCCCGGGCCUGAGACCGGUCGGCGCACAGUUUCUGCGUCGGCGGCGAGGCAGAUGUAUUGCGCCAGCGGUCGGGCUAGGCGGGGCUACCGCAGAGCGACUUGCCCAGCGUGCAAGAGGAGAAGCCAGGCAGGGCGGCCUCUGGAGUAGGUUUGUCCUUUCACGUUUCCUCCAAAAAACCGGCUUGCAGGAGGACGGGCCCGACCUAAAGCUAGGUGGGCGCUCGCCUCGAGACGUCCCGGUCGGGGCGAGCGGCAGGCGCCCAGGCUCGCAACACUGCGGCCUUUUUUUUUUGUUGGGGGCGCCCCCGCCAGCGCGCCCGAUCCGGACGCCCUGGCGGCGCAGCUGGGGCGGGACGACCGGAAGCCCAGCAUGUUCGCACUUUCGCAUCUGCGCUUUUCCUCGCGCGCUGUUUUUUGCUGCGGCCCGAGCGGGCGAGCGCCCACGGGCCUGUCGAGUUGGGGCUCAGGCGCCGCCUCUGCCGGCAGGCCGUGCGCGGUUCUCGCGGCGGGUCGCUCGCAGCUCCGCCCAGGCUCUGCUUGCAGUGCGGCAGCGGCGGCAGAGUUGAUCAAAAGGGGGCCUCGAAGCCAUUGAAGGGG
Messenger RNA from Prorocentrum cordatum, 1143 nucleotides. The record is from the annotation of a GenBank genome assembly. NCBI's taxonomy places the organism in Eukaryota, Dinophyceae, Prorocentrales, Prorocentraceae.